Coccomyxa subellipsoidea C-169 is the source of this 1353-nucleotide messenger RNA. RefSeq names its product translation elongation factor, mitochondrial. Gene Ontology annotation, cellular component: mitochondrion. Gene Ontology annotation, molecular function: translation elongation factor activity; GTPase activity; GTP binding. Bases 16 to 1353 code for a protein of 445 amino acids. Gene Ontology annotation, biological process: mitochondrial translational elongation. The record is from RefSeq and is a predicted model, not a curated record. The transcript has 11 exons. NCBI's taxonomy places the organism in Eukaryota, Viridiplantae, Chlorophyta, Trebouxiophyceae, Coccomyxaceae.
AGGCGCGAUACCAAAAUGGCAGGAGUGCUUGGUAGAAGAGCGCUCUCCUGCCUCACUCAGCGUUUGGCACAACAAGCGAAUCAGCAACUGCCAGGCACUUCUCAGAGGUUGCUAGAGCCAUGCUGUCUGCCUUCGUUGAGCGCACGCUUUGUUCAGGCCGCCGCAGAUUAUGACAUUAAUACUCGCACCAAACCCCAUCUGAACGUGGGAACGAUUGGCCACGUUGAUCAUGGGAAGACCACCCUGACAGCUGCCAUCACUAAGGUACUAUCAGAAAUGGGUCAGUCUAAGGCUGUGGCAUUCGAUCAGAUUGACAAGGCACCAGAGGAGAAGGCCCGUGGUAUCACAAUCGCUACAGCUCACGUGGAAUACCAGACAGACAAGCGGCAUUACGCUCACGUGGACUGCCCUGGGCACGCUGACUACGUCAAGAACAUGAUCACUGGCGCAGCGCAGAUGGACGGGGCAAUCCUUGUGGUGUCGGCCACGGAUGGGCCCAUGCCUCAGACGCGGGAGCACAUCCUCUUAGCGCGGCAGGUUGGCGUGCCCAGCAUAGUCUGCUUCUUGAACAAGAUUGAUGCGGUGGAGGAUGAGGAGCUAGUGGAGCUUGUAGAGAUGGAGCUCCGGGAACUUCUCAGCUUCUACAAGUUCCCGGGCGACGAGAUCCCGAUUGUGCGCGGCUCGGCGCUGGCGGCGCUGAAGGGCGAGAAUGAGGCGCUGGGCAAGGAGAAGAUCCUGGAGCUGAUGCAAGCGGUGGACGAUUACGUGCCCACGCCCGCACGCGCCCUCGACAAGCCAUUCUCCAUGCCCGUCGAAGACGUCUUCUCCAUCCAGGGGCGUGGUACGGUGGUGACGGGGCGAGUGGAGCAGGGAAUAGUGCGGACGGGGGAUGAGGUGGAGAUUCUGGGCAUCCAGACGCCGCUCAAGACCACUGUCACGGGCGUGGAGAUGUUCAAGAAGCAGCUCAACGAGGGCCAGGCCGGCGACAACGUGGGCCUGCUCCUGCGCGGCAUCAAGCGCGACGACGUCGUCCGCGGUCAGGUUGCGUGCAAACCGGGCAGCAUCACGCCCCACAAGAAAUUUGAGGGCGAGAUCUACUGCCUCAACAAGGAGGAGGGCGGCCGCCACACCCCCUUCUUCACCAACUACAAGCCCCAGUUCUUCUUCCGCACAGCCGACAUCACAGGCAUUGUGACGCUUCCAGAGGGCACUGAGAUGGUGAUGCCGGGCGACAAUGUGACCGCGCACUUUGAGCUCAUCUCCUCUGUUGCCAUGGAGCCCGGCCUGCGCUUUGCCAUGCGCGAGGGCGGCCGCACCGUCGGCGCCGGAGUUGUUUCCAAGGUCCUUGACUGA